AUGAAUACUAGAGCUUCAAAGAAAUAGAGUUUACCUUUACAAAAUCCAACAGGUAUGAAACAUAAAAUAAUUUAAUGGACAUACUAAGCUAUUUUAUCUAUAUUUUAAAUUAUUUAUUUAUUAUUUAGAAACAAGAUCUAAGUAAGAAGAGCAAAUUGGUGAACCAAUUAUUACAAAAGUAAAUAUUGAAAAUGAGGAAUCUAAUAACAAGAUUACAAGUCUGAAUUUUCGUUACAAUCAAGGCAUUAAAAAAUUAUAAAUUACCAAGGUAUAUCCAAAUGAGAAAAGUGGUAAUUGCUUUAAAAUAUGUCAGGUUUUAAGGCUCAUAAAACUAGGAAUAAGCCAAUAGUUUUGAAUUUAUUGAAUGGAUUAAAAUAGGGUGCUGAUGGUAAACUGUAUGAUGUAAUGGAUGUCAAUACUUAUAUUUAAAUGAUGAAUGAUUAGUAAUAAUCAUAAAACAUUCCUAAAUCUUUAAAGUGCAAAUGUAAUAAAUCAAUGUGUUUAAAAUAAUAUUGUGAUUGUUUUGCAAAUGGCAAUAUGUGCACUACGCAAUGUCAAUGUCAGGGAUGUCAUAAUACGGAGGAUUAUUUAGAGGAGAGAGAAGAGGCAAUCAAUAAAUUGAAAAUGCAAAAUUAAUCAAUUGAAGUUUUUAAUAAAUAUCAUAUUAUUAAUAGAAAGAAGUGCCAGUUGGAAUUAGUUGCAAAUGCAAAAAAUCAAAAUGCUUGAAACGCUAUUGUGAUUGUUUUUAGAAUAAUCAGAAAUGCUCUGAAACUUGUCAAUGCAACAAUUGCUCAAAUCAAUUGGAAAAGGUUGAGCAAGGAGAUUAAAGACUGAUGAUGAAUUCUAUUUCAUAAUUUGAUGAGAAUAGCAGAUUGGCAAAGUCACCCAUAGUUUACAACAGAUAAGGGUUUUUCAGAAGAGCUGACAGUAUGAAUUAUUCAAAUUCCUUUGGUUAUUCUAGAAGUAUAUAAGAUAAUAAUUAUGAGGAAUGCUAAUUCAACCUGAAGGACCAUACUUUUUAAAGUAAGACUCUUAAGGAUUUAAUUGA
Molecule: messenger RNA, 1048 nt
Organism: Paramecium octaurelia
Lineage: Eukaryota; Ciliophora; Oligohymenophorea; Peniculida; Parameciidae
Source: the annotation of a GenBank genome assembly